AUGAAAAUACAAUGCGCGAAGCGACAUGCUGAAAAAUUAGGCGCUUUCGAAACUUGCCGCGCUUCUACACUUUCCAGCGCAAUGAUUCGAUACCGUCUCUCUGGAUCUGCAGCCAUCUUUCCGCAAACAUUCUCCAUUUCAUUCAUAAUCUGCCCAAUGCAUUAUUGGUUGGCUAUCAAAGCCAUGGGCCCAACCGCGCGAUAUGAGCGUCACAGGACCUCCAUGACAGCAUCUGGCCAAUUCAACGACCUUAUCUACGCUGAAGGUCCCCAGAAUCCAACCUCUUUGCAUAUGAGGGGUAGUCAUAGAAACCUCCAACAAUGA
Molecule: messenger RNA, 324 nt
Organism: Glarea lozoyensis ATCC 20868
Lineage: Eukaryota; Fungi; Ascomycota; Leotiomycetes; Helotiales; Helotiaceae
Exons: 1
Coding region: 1-324 (107 amino acids)
Source: RefSeq, a predicted model, not a curated record